CGCUUAGCAAAUCACUACUGCAAGGCUCGCACCACCAACGACCAACUUCAAGACCAUUCUGGGACAUAGCCGGACAUUUUAGGGUCCGAGUGCAAGAAAAUCUAGAAGCCCUGAACAGCUACAUCCGAUUGCAGCUGACCUGCUCGAGGGACAGUUGACCCACAUCUAAUAAGGAAAAAGUUCUCAUCAGUUGAAUCCAAAAUGGCCGGCGCGGGGAAGACGUUCGUUGUCGAACAUCUCGACCCGGAGUUGGAGCAGUGGUCAUCGUUAGAAUACGCCUGCAUUGCUCAGGAAUGCUAUGAUACCGGCUCAGAGUUUCUCCUUUCGUCAGUGCCGACCUCCUUGAAAUUGCCAGAGAACCUUCAGCAAGUCAAGGGGUUGAACGUCGAGACAAGAGGAAUCGAAGAGAUCUAUGCAGACCGCAAAGACCGAGUGUGUCUUCUCGAUCCAUCUGCCAGCAAAGACUUAAGCCCAGAGGAUGGUGAUAACUUCGACAUCUUUCUCUUCGGUGGUAUUCUUGGCGAUGAUCCACCCAGAGACAGAACUUCUGAGCUGCGUAAGAAAGGUUACGAAGGCCGUCGACUUGGCCCUGUUCAAAUGACGACCGACACUGCGGUGCGUGUCACAAGAAUCUGCGUUCAGGACAAAGUCCCGGUUGAGAAGAUUUCAUAUGUCGACCAUCCCGAAAUCAGGACAAACGCGAACGAGAGCACAGAGAUGCCGUUUCGCUACGUAGUAGGCAAGGAUGGCGAACCCAUUAUGCCAUCGGGCAUGGUGGAGUUGAUCAAAAAGGACUCGGAAAAGAGUCUGGAGGAUCUUUUCUAGGAUGGCCUGACGACGAUCAUAACGGCUGAGGUUGGAGGCGGCAAACCGA
This is a messenger RNA of Boeremia exigua, 874 nucleotides long. RefSeq names its product SAM-dependent RNA methyltransferase. Bases 202 to 825 code for a protein of 207 amino acids. Gene Ontology annotation, molecular function: protein-arginine omega-N monomethyltransferase activity. The record is from RefSeq and is a predicted model, not a curated record. Gene Ontology annotation, biological process: peptidyl-arginine methylation. Lineage: Eukaryota; Fungi; Ascomycota; Dothideomycetes; Pleosporales; Didymellaceae. The transcript is spliced from 5 exons.